AUGGCAGACACAGAUCCCAAAACACUCAAAGAAAACCCCCCCAUCGCCAUCUCCCUCGACGAUGAACUCAGCGACGCAGCAUUACUCCGAAAGAUUGACUGGCGCAUUCUCCCCAUCAUGUUCCUGACGUAUUUUCUCCAAUUCCUCGACAAAGUCUCCCUCAAUUACGCAAAUGUAAUGGGUCUCCAAGUGGACCUCAAAAUGCAUGGGAACAACUUUGCCUGGCUGGCGACGGCGUUUUUUAUUGCGUAUGCCGUGGCGGAGAUUCCUCAGGGAAUCCUCCUGCAACGAUUCCCCGUGACGAAAGUCCUCGGGGUGAAUAUCCUCUGUUGGGGCGUGUUGCUCUCCUGCUCGGCCGCAGCGACCAACUAUGCUGGAAUGAUGGCUUUGCGUGUUCUGCUAGGGGUGAUGGAGGCUGUUAUUGCACCCGCUCUCACAAUCUACACCGCAAUGUGGUACACCCGAGAAGAGUCCACCCCGCGGUACGGCUUCUGGUACUGUGGACUAGGCGCCGGCCAAAUCAUCGGCGGACUGAUCUCGUUCGCCGCGCAACGCGCCACGCCGUCCGGGUCAGGGCUGCACGGAUGGCGGGCGAUGUUCGUCGCGAUCGGAGUAGUGAACGUUGCGAUCGCGGGGCUCGUCCUGUUCGUGCUGCCGUCCUCGCCGGACACAGCGGGGUUUCUGAGCGAGGCGGAGCGGGCGCGGAUCGCGCAGCGGCUGAGUGAGGACGAGGCUGGGAGGGUCGGGGUGGGGCGGAAGCAGAGCGGGUGGAGAUCGCUGGCUGGAGCCUUGUGCGAUGCGCAGACGUGGCUCCUGGCGCUGUUGACGGUACUGGUGUGUGUGCCUAGCGGGGUGAUUACGACGUUCUCGGCGGUGCUGAUCAAGGGGUUUGGGUAUACGAGUGAGGAGAGCGCGCUGCUGAAUAUGCCGAGUGGGGUGGUUAGUAUCGCCGCGACGAUGGUGUCGACGUGGGCGAUUGCGCGUCGGUAUUCGCGGUGGUUGGCGAUUGAUCUGCUGCUCGUGCCGACGCUGGUUGGGUCGUGUCUGAUGAGUUUCUUGCCCGCGUCGAACCAGGGGGGGUGUCUGGUAGGGAUUUAUCUGGUGAAUUCGACGGUGGCGCCGUUGGCGUUGAUCUUUGCGUGGACGGGGGCGAACUAUAAGGACUAUACUAUGCGGGUCUCCGGAUGUUCAUUGAUAUCUGCUGCGUUUAGUAUCGCCAAUAUCAUCGGUCCGCAGACGUUCCAAGCGGCCGACGCACCAGAAUACCUCCCUGCAAAACUCACCCUCGUGGCUGUCAACGCCGCGGGAAUUGUCGUUUCUACUGCCCUGCGAGUGUUGUAUGGAGUGCGCAACGCGCGGGCCAGCAGGAUGGGGUUGCCAGCGAUGGGUCGCAUCGAGGGGAAAUUACAGCCUGAUGGGCUUGAUCAGGCUGGGUUUCGCUACGUUUAUUAA
Molecule: messenger RNA, 1452 nt
Organism: Aspergillus campestris IBT 28561
Lineage: Eukaryota; Fungi; Ascomycota; Eurotiomycetes; Eurotiales; Aspergillaceae
Product: putative MFS transporter
Exons: 6
Coding region: 1-1452 (483 amino acids)
Biological process (GO): transmembrane transport
Cellular component (GO): membrane
Molecular function (GO): transmembrane transporter activity
Source: RefSeq, a predicted model, not a curated record